Zonotrichia albicollis (white-throated sparrow) is the source of this 759-nucleotide messenger RNA. Lineage: Eukaryota; Metazoa; Chordata; Aves; Passeriformes; Passerellidae. The record is from RefSeq and is a predicted model, not a curated record.
CUUCCCGUUGCAGGUUUUACCUCCAUCUCCCAAAGAUGACUUUCCUCCAAGGCCAGUGCGACGACGACUGCUACUCCUCCUGCAACUACGGGGGCCUCUACGGCUACCGGGGCUAUGACUGCGGGAGCCCCUGCAGCUACCGCGGCUACGGGAGCCUCUACGGCUCCCGCGGCCUCUAUGGCCUUGGGGACCGCUACGGCUACGGGAGCCUCUACGGCUACCGGGGCAUCUUCGACUCCGGGGACUGCUACGGCUCCAGGGGGCUCUACGGGGGCUACCGGGGCCUCUAUGGCUAUGGGGACUGCUAUGGAUACCCCGGGUUCUACUCCGGCCGCUACGGGUUCCCCUUUGGCUCCCGCUACGGCCGAAGGUUCAGCUUUGGGGGUUGCUACUAAAGCUGGAUGGAGCCACCUCAAAACCCAGCCCGGGUUUGGUGGGAUUGAUGGAGAGUCCAGCAGUGGAGACCGUGGCUGGGCAGAGUUUUGGGGACAAGAGGCAUGGCCGGGGUGCUCCGAGAGCUCUGCGCUGCUGCUGAAGGGAUGGAGGUGAUUUGCCUUCAUCCCACUGCCCCAGCUCUCCUCUCAACCCACAACUUCUCCUCAAUCCUCCAAGCAAACCGAAUUCCAUGUUUUUGGCUGUACAAAAAAUUGCUUCGGACUGGAUGAUUUGGGUGUUAUGUGACUUUGGGAGUGUGGUCUUUUCAUUCUGUAUCCUUUCAAAGUUAUCUCUGUGUUUCGUUUCUAUUAAAGAUUUCUUUUC